This is a messenger RNA of Paramacrobiotus metropolitanus, 2102 nucleotides long. Its product is annotated as bromodomain and WD repeat-containing protein 3-like. Lineage: Eukaryota; Metazoa; Tardigrada; Eutardigrada; Parachela; Macrobiotidae. The coding region runs from base 51 to 1949 and encodes 632 amino acids. Gene Ontology annotation, cellular component: nucleus. The record is from RefSeq and is a predicted model, not a curated record. Gene Ontology annotation, biological process: regulation of cell shape; regulation of transcription by RNA polymerase II; cytoskeleton organization. The transcript has 7 exons. Gene Ontology annotation, molecular function: protein binding.
ACGUCCAGUUGCCAUCCGACCGUGCAUUGCGAUUCAUCGUGGACCAGGCAAUGUCUUCACCCGAAAUCACGGGGAUGCAGCAGAAGGAAAAGUCUGUGAGAAAGGCUGUGAUCUUCUCACAGCCGAAUCGGAGCAAGUCGGAAGUCCCGGUGGUGCAGAAGCGCGGGAAGACACCGUUGCAACCGCCGGUGGAUAAAUCCUUUCCCAAGUGGCUGACGGAGACCGUACCGAAACCGUUCCCGUACUUUCCGCAGAUUGGUGAUGUGGUGUACUAUUAUCAGGAGGGACACAAGAAGUAUGUGAGACGGUUGAUCGGCCUCGGCAUUUCGUCUAAAUUAUUUAAGGGAAUGCCGAAUGCGAGCUGGAAUUUAAAGGAAGUGGAAGAGCUGGAAAUUGUUGCUUUAAAGUUCGUCAACGUCAGUGUGGGGCUCUCGACACAGGGCGGCGUUCCCAUGAUCCACCAUUUAGCUGAAAUUGAGAUGAAACGCAAAGGCACGCCACCGAAUGGAAGUACGUUCACGAUCAGUUUUUGCGGAAGUUUUGACGGAAUGGAAGAUUUUCUGGUGCUGGAGCACCGUGUGCUGCGGAGCCAGAAUACAGUGUGGCAAGAAGGAGCCCGCGUGAGGUGUCUUAUUUUGGGGAAUAACAAACUCUAUGGAUUCAAGGGCACCAUUGACUCUGUGACGCCCGAUGCGCCCGGCAUGUACCACAUGCUCAACGUCAGGUGCGAUGUAUCGAAAUCUAUCGAACCGAUUAGUCCAUGGUAUCUUCAUUUAAUUACGCCAGAAGAAGACGAAUCAGUAGCGGACGGUUGCGUUGUUACCGCCGCUGAACUGCGCAGCAUGGCCUACCAACCAACACCGACCGACUGGAACAAUCGCGAUCCCGCUCGGGAAACGAGGCGCAUUCUGGGACUGCUGCACACCGUGUCAUCGCUGCCGGAAGCGCAACCGUUUGCCGCCCCGGUUAACCUGGUGCAUUAUCCGGAUUACGUGAAGAAGAUCGCGUAUCCUGUAGAUCUCAAGACGAUCAGGCAACGCUUGUCGCUGCAGUUCUAUCGACAUAAAGCCGCCCUUAUUUUUGACUUUCGGCAGAUUGCCAUCAACUGCGAGAAGUACAAUGGGAACGCACCAGUUACCAUGCAGGCCAACAUUAUUGUGGAUGUUUGUACCGAUAUUGUCAAUAAUCAAUCGGCGCUGCUCGUUCUGGGAUCUGCGUACAUUGAACGCAUAAGGAUGAAAUGGCGCACCGCGUUCGCAGCCCAUAAGACUGCAGACUGUCGCGGCGUAGCCAGCGUUAACUCCUUGAUGGAUUCGUCCAUCCUAUCGGAUUCCGACGAAGAGAAAUCCGCUGAUGAUGAUAACGACAAAGAUUUCUCACUGCAGCCGGGCGAUGACGAGUCCAGCGAAGAUGAAAUGGACACGGAGCCGCCGAGCGAGGAGAUGUCGGAAGCGCCCGGUGAGGAUGAUGAAGAUGACGGCGAAUGCAAUCGCGGCCGGAAAGUCCGUCCCCAGCGGAGGAAAGCCGUCCCGCGGCGUUUUAGCGACAAUGCUUUUCAGUCGUGUCUGCGACACCUGCGAAUUGAAACCGCGUCGGAUGUAUCGGAGACUGCCCAUCACCGCGUCAGCCGCAGGUGUGCGACCGAAUCGGCGCGACCGAAGAGCGGCGGCAGCGUGGAUAAACCGUUGUGCAGUCAUUCGGCGAAGGAAUGCGGCGUAGGUUGGAAGCAGUCGAUUUGCGGCGGCGGUAAGCGGAAGACGGUGGAGAAGCCGGUGUUGCAGCGACUGGGAAAGCGCUCAGCGUCCACUAUGCAUUUAAGCUAUGCGGAAUCUGAUCUGGAGGAGAAUCUCAGAAACCCGGUGCAGAUCGGGAGCUUUUUGGCGCCCGUGGUGUGGACGGAGACGCUUAGUGGACGCAAAGUGAAACGGCCGCAAAUUUACAUGUCGUGAGAGCUGUGCUGAUAUGUGCCAGUGUAAUUUUGAUGGCAUUUGUUAAUAUAAUCAGUUUUAAGGGUAUUUAUGGAGAAAAUUGCUGCAGGGAUGAGGGUUUUCUGGAAUGUUUGAAUUGUUCAUUCAUUCAUUAAAUUGUCUGCAGGUUGUUGU